Kalmanozyma brasiliensis GHG001 is the source of this 579-nucleotide messenger RNA. RefSeq names its product Small GTPase superfamily. The coding region runs from base 1 to 579 and encodes 192 amino acids. Gene Ontology annotation, biological process: small GTPase-mediated signal transduction. Gene Ontology annotation, molecular function: GDP binding; GTPase activity; GTP binding. Lineage: Eukaryota; Fungi; Basidiomycota; Ustilaginomycetes; Ustilaginales. The transcript has 2 exons. The record is from RefSeq and is a predicted model, not a curated record. Gene Ontology annotation, cellular component: plasma membrane.
AUGUCCGUGCCAGGCAGCUCCACGCUUCGCAAGAAAAGAAAGAUCGCCGUGCUCGGCUCGCGAUCCGUCGGCAAAUCCUCGCUGAUCGUGCGCUACGUCGAGGACGCCUUUGUCGACUCGUACUACCCGACCAUCGAGAACAUCUUCCAAAAGACCAUCACCCACCGCGGUCAGGAAUACGACUGCGACAUCAUCGACACAGCGGGUCAGGACGAGUAUUCGAUCCUCAACUCGAAACACGCCAUUGGCAUCCACGGUUACAUGCUCGUCUACAGCAUCGCCUCGCGCAACAGCUUCGACAUGGUGCAGACGGUGUACGACAAGAUCCUCAACUACACGGGUACCGAGUCGGUCCCCUGCGUCAUUGUGGGGCAGAAGAGCGAUCUGCACGUCCAAAGGCAGGUGAGCGAAGCCGAGGGCAAGCAGUUGGCAACACAGCUCAAGGCCGCUUGGAUCGAAGUCAGCGCAAGACACAACGCAAAUGUCGCCAAGGCCUUCGAGUCGAUGUUGGGCGAGACGGAUAAGGGCACCCAGGAGGGCGGACCCGAACCACAACCCAGCAAGUGCAUCGUCAUGUAA